This is a messenger RNA of Trifolium pratense (red clover), 757 nucleotides long. RefSeq names its product squamosa promoter-binding-like protein 3. The record is from RefSeq and is a predicted model, not a curated record. NCBI's taxonomy places the organism in Eukaryota, Viridiplantae, Streptophyta, Magnoliopsida, Fabales, Fabaceae. The transcript has 2 exons. Gene Ontology annotation, molecular function: DNA-binding transcription factor activity; DNA binding. Gene Ontology annotation, cellular component: nucleus. Bases 93 to 527 code for a protein of 144 amino acids. Gene Ontology annotation, biological process: flower development.
AUUCGAUAUACGUAUUUUCUCCACAUAAAUAAGCUUGUUUAAUUAAUUUCUAGAUCUCUCUAUCUUUCUCUCUGGCCUUUUUCUUUGAAGUUAUGGAGACAAGAAGGUCAGAGGGCAAGAGGAGUUUGAGGUACAAAGAAGAAGAUGAGGAAGAAGACGAAGAAGAUAUGGAUUUUGAAGAGGAAGAAGAUGGUAGAAGGAAGAGGGUAGUGACAGAUCUCUAUAGCAACAAGAGAGGUUCUAACAAAGCUGGUGGUAGCUCAAAUAUUACACCUUGUUGUCAAGUUGAGAAUUGUGAUGCUGAUCUGAGUGAAGCUAAACAGUAUCACCGGAGACAUAAGGUUUGUGAGUAUCAUGCUAAGGCACCUGCCGUACACAUUGUAGGGAUGCAGCAAAGGUUUUGUCAGCAAUGUAGCAGAUUCCACGAGCUAUCCGAAUUUGAUGACACAAAAAGGAGUUGUAGAAGGCGUUUGGCCGGGCAUAAUGAAAGGCGUCGCAAAAAUGCAAGUGAUUAUCAAGGAGAAUAAUGUCAUCAUUGAGGCAAGCAUAUGAUUGAAAUAAAAUCUGUCAUUCAAAUCUUCAAAUAAUAUAUGUUGCUGGCCUCUAAGGAUAUAAGACAUGCUCUCUAUCUUCUGUCAAUCUUUUAAUUUCUACGUAUGCAAAUUAAGACUAGUCUUGCUGCUUAAUUGGUACAUCUAUAUCAUGUAAUAUUUUCACCUUGACUCAUCAUUAAUAAAUUAAGUCAUGCAUUUGAACA